This is a messenger RNA of Caenorhabditis sp. 36 PRJEB53466, 525 nucleotides long. The record is from the annotation of a GenBank genome assembly. Lineage: Eukaryota; Metazoa; Nematoda; Chromadorea; Rhabditida; Rhabditidae.
AUGCUUCGCCGCGCUUCCAUCACCCUCGACCAAAUCUUGGCGUCUGUGAGCCUUCAGAACGAUGAAGUCGUUAGGACACCCGAGCCAGUCCAAGCCGUGUCUCCUAUGCUUUCGGAAAAGGAAAAGAAUGUUGAGAAGGAGGAAACUCCGUCCACUUCUGUUCUAGACCACGCGGAAGAAGCGGAGAUUUCGGACGAGGGCACCACGCUGUCUACUGCCUCGGCGGAAGAUAUUCCUCUGACGUUGGAGCUGCUCUCUCCAAGCUACAUGAUAAGAAGCAGCAAUGGAGUCAGGUAUCACUUUUAAUUUUUUAAUGGCCAUUGUUCAUUUUCCAGCUACUGCUUCAAAAGCUACUCUCAACGCCACUUCAUGGGGUCUUCUUGCGGUGAUGAUCGUUCAAAACGUCACGAAACACGUCAGCAAGAGUCGAGCAAUCCGCGUGUGCCUCUCAAGAAGAAUGGGUUGCCGAUCAACCUUCCCGCCCCAUCGGAGUCGGUUUUUGAAUACGACAGCACUUGUGAGUGA